GCAGAAGCCAUGGUGCUGUGUCGUGUGCCAAGAUGGUCUGUGGGCCUCUGGGCCUCUCCAGGGUGGUGGAGGACAACGUGUACUCUCAGAGCCUUGGUGCGGCCGAAGAGGGGGCCAGGGUGCCCUGGGGGAGCGUCUGGCCCCCUGGCUUGCAGCAUGUCCUCCAAAGUGUCCUCCUGCACCCCUGAGGUGAUGCUGACCCAGGAGCGCUACCCUGUGCAGCGGCUGCCAUUCUCUGUGGUGUCUGAGGAGGACCUGGCAGCUUUUGAGCGCAUUGUCCCCGGCAGAGUUGUCACAGACCCAGAAGAACUGGAGGUGUCUAAUGUGGACUGGCUGAGGACAGCCCGAGGCUGUAGCAAGGUGCUGCUGCGACCCCGGACGUCGGAGGAGGUGUCCCGCAUCCUCAGGUACUGCCACGAGAGGAACCUGGCCGUGAACCCACAGGGUGGAAACACAGGUUUGGUGGGGGGCAGCGUCCCUGUCUUUGAUGAAAUCAUCCUGUCCACUGCCCUCAUGAACCAGGUCACCAGCUUCAACAGUGUGUCUGGAAUCCUGACCUGCCAGGCAGGGUGUGUGCUGGAGGGACUGAGCCGGUAUGUGCAGGAGCGGGACUUCGUCAUGCCGCUGGACUUGGGAGCCAAGGGCAGCUGCCACAUUGGGGGCAACGUGGCUACCAACGCGGGCGGCCUGCGGUUUCUGCGAUACGGCUCCCUGCAUGGGACUGUGCUGGGCCUGGAAGUGGUGCUGGCUGAUGGCACUGUCCUGGAUUGCCUGACCUCCCUGAGGAAGGACAACACAGGCUAUGACCUGAAGCAGCUGUUCAUUGGGUCGGAGGGCACCCUGGGGGUCAUCACCGCUGUGUCCAUCUUGUGCCCGCCCAGACCCAAGGCUGUGAAUGUGGCUUUUCUUGGCUGUCCUGGCUUUGCAGAGGUUCUGCAGACCUUCAGCACCUGCAGGGGGAUGCUGGGGGAGAUCCUGUCUGCCUUCGAGUUCAUGGAUGCCGAGUGCAUGCAGCUGGUCCAGCAGCAUCUCCACCUGGCCAGCCCAGUGCAAGAGAGUGCCUUCUACCUCCUGGUCGAGACCUCUGGCUCCAGCACAGGGCAUGACGCCGAGAAGCUGGGCUGCUUUCUGGAGCGGGUGCUGGGCUCAGGCCUGGUGACUGAUGGCACCGUGGCCACAGACGAGAGCAAAGCCCAGGCGCUGUGGGCCCUGCGGGAGAGGAUAACGGAGGCGCUGAGCCGGGAUGGCUAUGUGUACAAGUAUGACGUGUCUCUCCCCGUGGAGCGACUCUAUGACCUGGUGACUGACCUGCGUGCCCGCCUUGGCUCACAAGCCAGGCAUGUGGUGGGCUAUGGCCACCUGGGGGAUGGUAACCUGCACCUGAACGUGACGGUGGAUGCCUUCAGCGCAGCACUGCUGGACACCAUGGAGCCCUACGUGUAUGCCUGGACGGCAGGGCAGCGGGGCAGUGUCAGUGCUGAGCACGGCCUGGGCUUCAGGAAGAGGGACGCCCUUCGUUACAGCAAGCCGCCCCCUGCUGUGCAGCUCAUGCAGCAGCUCAAGGCCCUGCUGGACCCCAAGGGCAUACUGAACCCCUACAAGUUGCUGCCCACCCAGGCCUGACGGGGCCCCACUGUGGUGUGCAGCCAGGAAAGACCACCCCCUGCUGGAGAGAUCAGGAACCAACUCUGGGUUAAGGUACAGGACUCCCGGGCAGGCCUCUCCUUGCCGCUCGCUGCUCUGUGGGGUGAGCAGAGCAGAUGGAGCUGCCAGGGUCUGCUGACCCUUUUGCCUGCUGUCAGCUUAUCCUAAACAGGCCCGCUGUGUGGGCGGGUGUCCUGCUCCAUGGCCAGUCCCUCUGGCUCCAGCUGGCCUGCUCUAGCCCUUGUGGAGUGUGCCCAUAGAGGCCGUGGGCAGGGCUGACGAGCCCCAAGGAACCACAUUACCAUGAUGACCUGGAGUGCUGGGUGUUGGGUGGACCUGGCCAUUGGGUUGAGCAGGCCUGGGACUGGUGACGAGGUCAUUCUUUUCUAGAAGGCCUCAGGCUGGAGAUGCCUCACCUGGCUCUGCUUCUCAGGCAGCGUUGGGGCUGAGGGGCCUGGUACAGAGGUGCCGCACUCGAGGAGGCCCCUGCGGUCCUGGCUCUGCAGCUGGCUGACCUGUGGUCCCUGGGCAGUGUGGGAGGUUGGACACAUACUUUCUUCUUCUGUCUGUUGUGAAUCUCCAGUAAAAAGUGAAGUAAUCACA
Molecule: messenger RNA, 2247 nt
Organism: Marmota flaviventris (yellow-bellied marmot)
Lineage: Eukaryota; Metazoa; Chordata; Mammalia; Rodentia; Sciuridae
Gene: D2hgdh
Product: D-2-hydroxyglutarate dehydrogenase
Cellular component (GO): mitochondrion
Molecular function (GO): catalytic activity; FAD binding
Source: RefSeq, a predicted model, not a curated record